Tuber melanosporum (Perigord truffle) is the source of this 1094-nucleotide messenger RNA. RefSeq lists its product as uncharacterized. Gene Ontology annotation, biological process: protein insertion into ER membrane. The record is from RefSeq and is a predicted model, not a curated record. Gene Ontology annotation, cellular component: cytosol; TRC complex. The transcript has 6 exons. Gene Ontology annotation, molecular function: protein binding. Lineage: Eukaryota; Fungi; Ascomycota; Pezizomycetes; Pezizales; Tuberaceae. The coding region runs from base 58 to 1035 and encodes 325 amino acids.
GGGAAAUCCACCAUCCCGAAACAAAGCUCCAGAACUUGUCUCAGCAAAGCCUCCCCAAUGGCGUCCAAAAACGUUGAAAAAACCAGAGCUAGAUUAGAGAAGAGAAUCGAGGAGGGCGCCUACUACGAAGCCCACCAGCAGCUACGAGUCGUCUCCCAGCGGUACAUCAAAGCGCACAACUAUGACGCCGCCAUCGAUAUCCUUUGCUCGGGUGCGGAAGCUCUUUUGAAGGCUGGUCAGAAUAGUAGUGGGUGUGAUUUGUGUUUGAUGUUGGUUGGAGUGUACAAGACUGGUAGUCUCGCUCCAUCUGCUACCUCUCGAGCAAGGUUGAUACAGCUGAUAAGUCUCAUCCCUCCGGAAGAGCCUGGUAGGAAACGGUUUAUCAAUGAAGCCAUAGCGUGGUCUUCAAAGCACGGUGAAUAUCCAGCUGGCGAUCCUGAGCUUCAUCACUUCAUUGGGAAGCUCUUGGCUCAAGAGGACGACACAUAUGAGGCAGAGAAGCAUCUAGUCGUCGGGACAAAGGAGAGCGCAGAAACCUUUGCCGACAUGCUGUACGAAUGGUACACUGAGGACGAACCCCAUACAGCCCCCAUCUAUGCAGCUCGGGCUGUCCUCCCAUAUAUGCUUAUUGGUAAUCUAAGAGAUGCUACGCGCUUGUUGACGACAUUCACACGCAAGUUGAUCGAAAACAACUCCUCUCUCGCCGUUCAGGAAGUCCAAACCGCUUCCGUGGAUUGCAAGGUUGUACCCUCAUUGCCACUCUUGAACUUCUUGAACCUUCUCCUUUUGGCCUGUCAGACAGGCGGACAAGACAUGUUCCGCAAUCUCAAGUCUCAUUACAGCAACAGCCUUAUGGAGGUACCGCACUGGAAUGAGCCACUGGAACAGAUCGGGGAGAUUUACUUGGGAAUUCAGAUCAGGAGACCUGCUAGCAUCUUUGACAUGAUGGGUAGUAUGUUCGGAGGAACUCCCAAUUCAGUGCCGCAAUCGCGUCAAAUACCCCCCGAACAACAGCCGCUUGUUGACCUCGACUAGAGCAGCCACAAUAAAAAAAUAUACAAAAAUGAUAAUUGAAACUUUAAUGGUAUAAUUGA